Molecule: messenger RNA, 1840 nt
Organism: Daktulosphaira vitifoliae (grape phylloxera)
Lineage: Eukaryota; Metazoa; Arthropoda; Insecta; Hemiptera; Phylloxeridae
Exons: 5
Coding region: 277-1743 (488 amino acids)
Cellular component (GO): cytoplasm
Molecular function (GO): zinc ion binding; carbonate dehydratase activity
Source: RefSeq, a predicted model, not a curated record
UACUGGGAAAGCGACAUUGUAUUCAAUAUCUAACCUAGGCAUUGAAAAACAGACCUGAAUGUUUUGUUAAGCUUAAUUAAAUGGGGACAUGUCAAAUGCAAAAUUAAAAAUUGUAGAUCGCACACGUUGUAGGUGUUAACAUAAAUUACAACGCCUGCGAUCAUAUUAUGUGAUGCCUUUUUCACUCCACACAAUUAAAAGAAUAUUCAAAUUUCAAUUCAACAUUUUUCAAGAAAACUUCUUACUUUGCUAGUUUAAAGUCUUAAUAUUUUAGUUAUGUCACUGGAAAUCUUACAACAUCCAGGUAAUGAACACCUGCCUUAUUCACCUUUGGCAGUAAACACAAAAAAAAUGUCUAUUCUUAAUUUACCAACAUUACAAUUUUACAAUUUUGAAGUUACUCCACACUCAAUGAAUUUACAUAACUGUGGUCGAACAGUUAUUUUAAGUGGAAUUUGGAAAAACUCACGGCCGUAUAUCUUGGGGUCUAGCCUAAAUGAUAAAUAUUACUUUUCACAUCUACACUUUCAUUGGGGCCAAGAUGAUACCUCAGGCAGCGAACAUAUUAUCAAUGGUCAACGCUAUUCAAUGGAAAUGCACUUGAUAUUUUAUAAAGGAUCAUGUCAAUCGUUGUUUGAUGCAGAAUUACUACCGGAUGGCAUAAUUACUUUAGCUUAUAUAUUCGAGACUACACCAAAAAGGAACGAAGGUAUCCAAAUCAUAGUUCCUUUUUUAGAAAAUGUACGAAAUUUUCGUCAAACAUCAAAAAUACUAAGUUUUCAGCUUGAUCAAAUAGUGGAAACAAGACCUUGCGAAUACUUUACAUAUUGGGGCAAAAUGAAAAAAAUGAAUGGUAUUGAUAGUGUUUCAAAAUGGAUUGUUUUUACUAAAGUUUUGAAUAUUAGUGUUGAACAAGUACAAAGUUUUCGACACUUUCUGUACAAACGAAAUUUUAAAAUUAAGCACAACUGCAGAGAAGCUACUUUUGGAAUUGAGACUAUGGUAUUUUUAGUGCUUGAGAAACAAAACAAACCCAAACAGAUACAACUAGUUUUUAAUACUGAAUCUGGGGAACCUUCACACAAAAUUACUGAAAUUGUUAAAGAAGAAUCAUACUCAAAAUUCCUAAAUAGGUCACAAGAGAAAAUUGAAAAGGUUUCACCUAAAGACUGUGAAUACAUCAUAGAAGAUUCCAGUUCUAUAAACACAAACCUUUACUUGGUACAAACCACACAAAGAGAUAGCGUUCCGUUAGAAAAUAGUUCUGCCGAUAAAUGGAACUUGCCUCUUUUUGAAGAUCAAAAUUUGAAUGACAGAUGGGAAAACUUAAAAUCUUUCCAGGAAGUAGUAAGUUACACAGGAUUCCCUUUUGGAGAUAUGAACAUGUCUAAUGUAAAAAUGACACAAUUUAAUAAUAUUGACUAUAAAAUUGAAAAUACAUUUGUAAUUCAAGACCAAACAUUGAACUUGAGACAGUUUAACGCAGAUGUUAAUGUACCAUCAAAUAUAGAUGUUCAUGAAUUAAAAUGCAUGCCAACAAUUUUCGAUGAACAAAAAAUAAAGAUCAAUAAGAAUUCCAAAUUCAAAAAUUUAGAAAAGAUUAAAGUUAAAAUAACUAAACCACAUCAACUUAAACAAAAAUUUCUUCAAAGUAAAUCAAUUAAUAGCAAAAUAUCAAAACCAUUAGCUACUGGAAUUACUGACAAAUAUAGCAAGAAAAUUAAAAAAAAACCCUGGAAAUGAAACAAAUAUAUUUUAUUUGUAUCAAAAUUUACAAUAAUAAAAAAAUUGUUAUAGUUCAGAUGACUUCAUCGUUUUCAAAAAUUGACCAAAUAAUUUA